Molecule: messenger RNA, 885 nt
Organism: Chlorella variabilis
Lineage: Eukaryota; Viridiplantae; Chlorophyta; Trebouxiophyceae; Chlorellales; Chlorellaceae
Exons: 4
Coding region: 1-885 (294 amino acids)
Molecular function (GO): single-stranded DNA binding
Source: RefSeq, a predicted model, not a curated record
AUGGCCACCGGCUCCCUGCGCACCCUUAUCGCGCACAGUCCUGACACCAUCAACAGUGUGGUGGUCAGCGGCUUGGCCCUCAGCGAGCCGCGGGUGCAUUACUUGGCUGCCAACCAGGUCGCAGCUCACUUCAGCCUCGGCCUGCGGCCGUGCAAUUUCCGCCUGGACCUGCCACAGCAGCCGCAGGGCGCAGUUUUUGUUGAUUCUUGGGGCCUGCUGGCGCUGCAACUUCAGCAGCACGUCCACAAGGGCGACCGGGUCCAAGUGCGGGGCGUGCUGCGGGAAGACACCUGGACGGACAAUGCUACCGGGAAGCCACGGAGGGCAGUCAAGAUCAUUGCUGAAGAGCUGGCCCUGGUGGCGCCGCCAACUGACCAGCACGUGGAGGGCCUGCCUCCCCAGCACCAGGAGCAGGAACAGGAGGAGGCUGACGGCGAAGAACCCCACUUCCCGCCGGCGCAGGCGCAGGCGCUGCAGCGUCCUCGCAUGAGCCUCAGCGCUGAGCAGAGCCUGCACAUGUACCAGCAGAUGGGACUGGGGCUGGAGGCGAUCGCCGCAGCCCGUGGCAUUAAAAUGAGCACCGUCAUCGAGCAUCUGCUGGCGGCCGCAGAAGUGGGCGCCUUCCCCACCGCUUGCUGGCAGCGGCUGGCCAGCGACGUUUGCCUAGGUGCAUCCGACGCCUGGCUGUCGCCAGCAGAGGUGGCGGAGGCGGUGAUGGCGGUAGAGCAGGAGAACCCUGGGGUGGAGCUCAGGGCCAUCCCGCUCAGAGCCAUCCGGCAGCGGCUGGCUGAGGGCGAGGGAACGUCGGCCAAGGUGGCGGAACUGCAGUCGAGCCGCGGUGGAGACCCCUCGCUUGUUUAUGGGGCCAUCCUGCUGCAUGCCUAG